Erigeron canadensis is the source of this 2950-nucleotide messenger RNA. Its product is annotated as protein BREAST CANCER SUSCEPTIBILITY 1 homolog. The transcript is spliced from 14 exons. Gene Ontology annotation, cellular component: BRCA1-A complex; plasma membrane; BRCA1-BARD1 complex. Gene Ontology annotation, molecular function: ubiquitin-protein transferase activity. Gene Ontology annotation, biological process: negative regulation of fatty acid biosynthetic process; double-strand break repair via homologous recombination; positive regulation of transcription by RNA polymerase II. The coding region runs from base 26 to 2857 and encodes 943 amino acids. NCBI's taxonomy places the organism in Eukaryota, Viridiplantae, Streptophyta, Magnoliopsida, Asterales, Asteraceae. The record is from RefSeq and is a predicted model, not a curated record.
UCCAAAAUUUCACCGCACACACCAAAUGGAGACCAAUUCAUCAUCACCACAUCUCCAACGAAUGGCUGAAGAACUCAAAUGCCCCAUCUGUUUAAGUCUUCUGAAAUCUGCUGUUUCGCUUCCGUGUAACCACCUCUUUUGCAAUGUAUGUAUUGAUAAAUCGAUGAAGUCCGAUUCAACAUGUCCUGUUUGCAAAAUUCCAUAUCGCCGAAGAGAGGUUCGUCCGGCACCACACAUGGAUACUCUGGUGAACAUUUUCAAGAGCAUGGAAGUUUCUUCUGGUCUUCACAUACUUGGCACUCAAUCGGAACGCCAACCAUCGGGUCACGAAAUCCAAGUAGAAAAUGAGAUUGUUGAUAAAAGCAAGAAAACCAGCAAAGCUUGCAAUGGAACAACAAAAUCACAGAAUCAGAGAAAAAUUAAAGUAAAAACCUUGAAAGAAUCGUUAAAGAAGCUAAAAAGAUGUAAUUCAGAUAUUGAGAGACCGUCUUUUCCCACAAAGAAAAGGAUCCAGGUGCCACUGCAUCAUCCCCAAGAGACGCCAACAAGGCCUGCAAAUUCUGAAGGUGGGACUGAGCUUUUUAAAGAUAAAGUUCAAGUUAAUGUCUCCGAACCAGAAGGCACAUCCCACUUGCAUGAAAAUGGAGAAAGGUUGUUUACCCCUUUCUUUUGGCUGAGAAAUGAGGAAGAUGCUGAAAACCCAACACAACUUACACCUUUAGAUCCUGUAAGUGAUUCACCUCAGGAUGGUCCAUGCUUCAGCGAUAUCAAGGAUUCUGAAGAUGAUCCUUCUUGUCACGUGACUUCGAAGGAUGUCAACAUGUUUGACAGUGAAAUGUUUGAAUGGACACAAAGACCUUGCUCUCCUGAGCUCUGUGCAACUCCAAUGAAGAUGCAGGAUAAAGAAUCUGAUGGCAGAGUCCAAUUGUGUGAAAAUGAGAACGCAGAGAACUUGAAUGUAAAGCAGGGUACUGAUAAGUUCGAAGUUGUUCUGCCUGCUUUAUCCUCUCUUCAAACAAUAGAGGCUGACCGUGACCCUAAAGUCAAAGGGUCUAAUAAGAGAACUAAAAAGACUGAACAAAGCAUUCAAAAAAAGAGAGUUAAGAGAGAUGCAGGUAAAGUUGUUGGAAUCUGUACCGUGUCACUGAAAGCCAAUCAAGAUAAAGGCAGCAACACUAGUGAGAUGGUGAAACCUAAGAAACAGAAUCAUGGGAGAGGCAAGAGGGUUCCUGUUGAUAGUUCAUCUGGUGAGGCUUUGAUAUUAAAUAAUGAAACUGCAUUUGAUGGAGAAGGUAGUGGCAACAAUAAAAGUUUGAACAGAAAGGAAACCACUAAUCAGCAGCUUAGUAGUGGAAUUAGAAGGUUGAAAAAAGAUGAUCCAAGAAAUAGUGAUGAUAGAGUAACUAAAAUCAACAAUACUUUCAACCUCGUGUUGCCCAAUGGGACUUUAACUGUUGAUAGUGAGAUAAAAGCUCAUGCUUGCAGAAAACAAAUUGAAAAAGGUCAUGUUCCAAAGGGAUUGAAAACUUCUAAAAAGGUGAAAUUUUCUAGAAAUGAAAGCUCAAAGGUUAAAUCAGUUGAUGACAUUCCACCAACUUCAGAAAAAGUAGCUACAAGGACCAGGCAACCCUUGGGAGACUCCAAUCCUACAUUGAAGUCAAGUACAAUGUUCUUACACAUAUGUGACAAUUUGUCUAAUAUGUGUUGUGCUUUCUGCCAGUCGACAGAAGAAUCAAAUAUUUCUGGAUGCAUUUCACACUAUUUAAAAGGAAGGCCUAUAACUUUGGAUCAUGAAGAUGUACAGAGUGCCAUACAUGCACAUAGGAACUGCACAGAAUGGGCUCCUAAUGUGUACUUUGAAGAUGAUAUUGCCAUCAACAUAGAAGCAGAAUUGGCCAGAAGCAAGAGAAUUAAGUGUUCAUGCUGUGGAUUAAAGGGGGCAGCUCUUGGUUGUUAUGAAAAGAGUUGUCGUAAGAGCUUUCAUUUCACUUGUGCGAAGUUAACACCACAAUGCCGAUGGGAUGAUGAUAAUUUUGUCAUGUUAUGUCCGCUUCAUGCCUUGCAUAAGCUGCCCAAUGAAAAAUGUGGUUCUCAACCAAAAGAGAAAAAGAAUUGUGCUCCAAAAAGACAAGCUGCUGUUAAACCUUCUCAAGUUCUUGGUGAUACAGUCACCGCGACUUCUCGUUGGGAUUCACAUGGACUAUUCACAAAAGUUGUUCUUUGUUGUUCUGCUCUUACAAAUAUUGAGAAGGAAACAAUUGUAAAGUUUGAGAAGUUAUCUGGAGUUACAGUAUUGAAAAUAUGGGAUUCCAGGGUUACCCAUGUUGUUGCAUCUGUGGAUGGGAAUGGAGCAUGCAGAAGAACCCUCAAAUAUCUGAUGGGUAUAAUAGAGGGGAAGUGGAUUCUCAAUAUUGAAUGGAUUAAGGCUUGCAUGGAGGUCAAGAAACCUGUUGACGAACAGCUUUAUGAAAUUAAACUUGACAUUCAUGGAUUCAAGGGUGGACCUGAACUUGGCCGGUCUAGGUUCCUGAACAAGGAACCAAGACUAUUUUAUGGUUUGAAGUUCUACUUUAGUGGAGAUUUUGUGGCUUCUUACAAGGGAUACUUACAUGACCUUCUAACAGCUGCUGGAGGUACAGUUCUGCAUAGGAAGCCAAUACCAAUAAAAGGUGAACAACAAUUUAUAAUUUACAGCCUUGAGCUUCCUGUUAACUUAAAAGCAAAUGAGGAAAAUCUGAUUCUAAGUCGAAGAAAGUCUGAGGCAGAAGCUCUGGCAAAAUCAAGUGGUGCUGUAGUUGUAAGCAACUCUUGGGUUUUGAACUCCAUUGGCUCCUGCAAGUUGCUAAAUCAUGCCUAGAUAAUUACCACUUGGUUACUAAUUUCUGAUGAAUUUAAUGUAUAAAAUAAGUUUAUGUUAGAACUUAAUAUAUCAACAAAUUUGAAAGACGUA